This is a messenger RNA of Fusarium graminearum PH-1, 1680 nucleotides long. RefSeq lists its product as uncharacterized. The transcript has a single exon. The record is from RefSeq and is a predicted model, not a curated record. NCBI's taxonomy places the organism in Eukaryota, Fungi, Ascomycota, Sordariomycetes, Hypocreales, Nectriaceae. The coding region runs from base 1 to 1680 and encodes 559 amino acids.
AUGCUCUGGCUUCGAAAGCCCCUUGGGUAUGAUCCCAAGGACUUCCCCAACUACAAACUUUACCAGGAUCACGAGACUGGCUUCCAGCGACUUUUGAAGCAGUGGCCUGCCAUCUUUGCCUUUAUCGCGUGGUCUUUCACCUUUUUGGCUUCCAUCCUCAUCAUCCUCAGCGAGUGGUUCUGCAUGAUCGUUCGUGAUCCUCUUCACUACAACAAGGCGAAUGACUGGAUCAUCGAGCAGUAUCAGGCAUGCCCUACUGUGUUCCAGAUGAGCUAUGGAGCUCUCAUCACUUUCUGGUUCUUUCACGCUUGCUACCGUAUCGGUCUUGUGAUCUGCGAUGUUCUUGUUGAUGCCUACAACGAUCCUGUGUGGGCUGCCCAUCGGGUCUUGGCUACCUCAUACUACAUCGAGCAUCUCUUCUUCCGCGGCUGCACUUUCAUCACUUGUGCCAUCUUUAACUUCGCUUGCUCUUUCAUUGUCCUGAUCUACAACAUGUCGGUCCACUCCCUCAGCGGAGUGAUAGUCUUGCUCAUUGCGGUUGCUCUCUUUCAGCUACACUAUUACUUCUUCGUCUACGACACCAAGGUCACCAAGCAACCCCCUAAGCCGCUCAAAGGCAUCCUCAGACAUUUAUCAUCGGACACAACACAGUCCCCAAAGACCAAUAUGGGACGCUACCAAGUAUCUACACCUCCCACGGGAUCUUCGCUCCAGAGAAUCCCAUUCAACCCACCAUGGCGAAGUAGCCCCGGACGCUGCUUCCGGGCCCCUACACCCUCGACUACAUCCUCUUCCAGCUCAUCAUCUACUGACCUGACUCCUUGUCGACGACGACCUAGCCCCAAAUCCAACAAGCCUCCUGGAGCCUCAUAUGUCGCAGUGUCACCUAAAUCUGCAGAGAAGCUCCGUGCUGAUGGCGUCGGAGUCCCAGAGCCCACCAGAGAGACAAAGUACUCCUUCACCUCACCUGGCAGCAACGAACGUAAUGCCUACAUCCGGCGACGAAUGCAGCUCCGCUUCCAACCCCGCUCUCCUAAGUCCAAGGAAGUCGAGGAGCACAAGGCCGAGGCCGAGGAUGAGGCUAAGUUUAUCCAAUCUAUCGUCCCUACCAAAACCCAGUGGGUUUACUCCGCUCUUGAUGCCAUCGAGCGACGAAUCUCAAACAUCACGGCCGAAGUCACAGAGCUCCGCACACAGGUCGGCUCUUUCAAAGAAGCCGGCAUCGUCCAACCUAUCCCCGAGCCCUCAGAUGAGCCAUCCGAUGACCCAUCAGUGUCACCCCGAACCCAGAAGCGCGAUGCCACUCUGACUGAGAGAGAGCGCAUCAAGGCCGCCAUGACCCAUUACAUACCUGCCAUCGAGAAUGCUGCAGUGGCCAUCCUGAAGCGACAGCAUGGAGUCGAGGAGCUGCUGGCCCGAAUUGAAAACCUGAUUAACAAAGCGGCCAAAUCAGGAUGCGCCAUCUCCCGCGCUAUGUCAGGAGAAGCGGACGACUACAGAAUCAAGAUCAAGAACAUCUUCGGCGAUGCCAGACAGGCACUGAUCAAAGCCCGAUCCAUCGAGGAGCUUUGCGAAGACCGCCGUGUGAAGCUAGCAGAGGAAGCCAACAGACUGAAGCGUCUAGACCGAGCUCACCUACUCUUAUUGAAGAUCAACGCCAAGAAGCGGAGAUCGAAAUGA